Messenger RNA from Acanthaster planci (crown-of-thorns starfish), 13595 nucleotides. RefSeq lists its product as uncharacterized. NCBI's taxonomy places the organism in Eukaryota, Metazoa, Echinodermata, Asteroidea, Valvatida, Acanthasteridae. The record is from RefSeq and is a predicted model, not a curated record. Gene Ontology annotation, molecular function: protein binding.
AAGUUUCUGUGAGCCAUGAAUGUUUUCAUUUGGGAUAUACUCUACAUUUAGAUUUUCCUGUGGGGCUGUUCUGGUCGUAUGUACCUGCCCCCCCCGUGCAGCUAGGAGGAAAUCUGUGUUUAAGUACACAUACAAAAAAACCAAGGACUGUGGCCCUUUUUGAGUGAGAGUCUUAAAGCGGAUCAGGGACAAUACAGUACACCUUACCUGGAAUUGUUGUUGACAGAGACUCAGUUGUCUACUGAUGCAGAUCAGCUUGCCAUUUGAGGAUCGCUGCUCUGUAGGUAUGCUGGCUUUUGAUACUGUGUGGUGUUCAUUCACGCUUGCCAGCCCCAGCUCAGUAGAUGCCUGCCUUCACUUGUUGUGUUUACAGUGUGUAUGGCGUAAUCAGUUCAUUAUGUGUACACCCAUCAUAGAUGUCUAUCGGCCAUUCAUGAGACAGGACUUCACUACCGUACAUCCACAUACAUGUAUCACUGUAUGAUUGCAGUUCGCAUGUAAAGUGAGUGGUGGUGUACCUUCAGCAUCUCUGGGAUAGCAAACUCAUGCCUCGGAACGCUGUACACGCACAGGUACAUGUACAUCCCAACCUCUGCUCGUUAACUGCAUAAUUAGAACUACAGCACCGAGGUCGUCACUCUGCUCGACCAGAGCUCAACGUUUUGGGACGCACUUUCAGGAAGACCUCCCCCAUCUGGUUUGUGUGUGUCACCAGCUACAUGUAAUUUUUCGAACAUCACGUACAGCACUCCUGCUGGAAUCUUCAAGAUCUCAACUGUUGUUGGGACAAUUUGUGAGAUUCGGGAGCCCUCGCUUGAUCUGCGUUAGGGGAAUUUUAACUACCAGUACGUCUGGCCCGUGUCAUUAAUAUCCUUUUGACGUUGUCAGAGGUCUGUGGUACGUGCACAAAGUGCUACCAGCAGAAUUCUGUUGUGGUGUUGCACUAUUUUGGGAUUGGAAUUUUUUUUGUUCGUUGUUGGCAGUGUUUUGCAGCAACGUCAUUGAUAGGACAACAUCAUCAGAUAUAAAGCAGUGAAAGAUCAACCCAGGCAGCAAGGCAGCUGUAGCACAGAUCCACAUAGGGGACACAGUGGAGAGAAUAAAUGGCCAACCAACAAACAACCUAGACCAGAAUGAUGCUCAGAACCUCAUACGCAACGCAACCUCAAAACUCAAAUUAGCUCUUUCAAAACCACGUCCGUUAAAUGGUCCAGUAAUCCCCAGUAACAACAACAGUAUGUCCGUUCAGACUAGUGCAAGUGUUUCAGAAAUCCAAUUAAGCCCCGUUGCCAAUGGCCGGGUGCGUAAGACUUCACGAGGGGCCGAGAUGUUCUUUAAGCGCCAGGCUGAACAGGGUAUAGCAAGAGACCCAGAUUCUCCGGAAGAGCCUCCCCCUCCUCGCAUGUUGGCCACCAACAACAACCAGUACCCAACCUCUCCUACCUCCCCCAAGCAGAGCUACAGGCCCUUCCAGCCGUCCAUGUCGCCCGGUACCCAGUCUGCCCCCAGUAGUUACAACCCGGACUACGUCUAUGAUGCCUCGGGCGAGUCGUGGCCUGCCCCUCCACCCCCUGUGGCCUCGCCCCUAGUCAGCCAGCCACUGCACAUUGAUGCCAACCCAGGACCGGGAACGUCGCCCCCAAAACCAGCUGCGUGGUCACCUCAGCAGACCAGCCCUUCAUCUUACCGGCCCACAGAGAGCAAGGGCCCCUCUGCCUGGAGUCCAGCAGGACCCGCGCCAGUCAAGGGUUUCAGGCCGGUCAAACUUGACCUGAACCCCAAGCCUAAGCCAUGGAAACCGCCCAGUGCAUCCCAGCCAGACAAAGUCCCUGAGCCACCUUUGACCUCAUCCAACCUGCAGCCAACCUGGCAACCACCUCCUCCAUCCUCAAGUCAGCCGACCGCACCGGUCCCGAACGGUGACCUCCAUAGCCCUCACCGUCAGACCGACCAACAGCCAGCCAGUGAGGGCCCGACCAGCCCUUACCGGCCCAGGGACUACGACCAGGAGAGGUACAAUCCAGGCUAUCAACCACAUCAGCAACAGCCGGACUGGCCUGGUGAGACCCAUCGUAAGGAACAGCCCCGUAGUCCCCAGGAAACUUACAAACCUGAGUUUCGACAAGUUCCAGAAGAGUACAGCAGUAGUUUACCUCGCUCUGUCAGUCCAACGGUGACGCUACUCAGAAAUCAGAGAGAAAGGGAAAAGGACCACCGGAGCCAUGCUGAAUACCUUCCACCUGAUAGUUCGCUUAUGCCGCCGUCUUUAGUGGCCAAAGUGCCCUCUAGAGUAGCCAAAGAGCCAGCCACUCACUCAGCCAAACCGUUGCAUGCUGGCACAAAUGUGUCAGUCACCACUGAUCCCAGUGAUCUUCCAGAGGGGGCCGUUUUCCAGAAACAGACAGUAGAGGGUGAUGUCAUCCACACCGACACCUACUACCCGGUCAAGACCCGGGAAGUGACCAAGAAGACAGUGCACAAGGAGGCACCACGAUACCAAGGCAUCGGCCCCAAGGAUGAGACAGGACUGCCCAUUGGCUUGAGAGCGCAUGUGAAAGAAGAAAACAGGCAUGACUGGUACAAGGAGAUGUUCAAGACCAUCCACAAGCAGGACAGGCCAGAGGAUGAAAUUGACCAAACGUACAUGGAUGCCUUAAUUCAAGAAGCUAACUCGUAUGAACCCAGCUACAGUUUCCCGGAUGCUGUGGAUGUGAAGGACAAUGAUGACAGUGUGUUUGAAGAGGAAGCGCCCCCUGUUGUCCACUCAUAUCCAGGCAGGAGAGCAGACCAGUGGAGUCAUGAUCCAACGUUGCAUGUGUCACCACCAAAAUCACCACCACACAGGCAACAUUCACCAAACACCAGCGCCCGCAACACCAUUGACCGCUACCACCAGCAACCUCGCAGUAUCAUUGACUAUGAGCCAGGGAAAUCGUCGCUGGCAGAGAGAGACAAAUCGCCGACGGCACAGUUGUACAAUCCACCAAUUGAGCCCAUAUCAGCUGUGCAAAACACGAAGAAAAGCACAACCCUGCCAAGGGAUUUUGCUCAAUUCAACCAAGUCCCAUCUGAAUCGCCCUCGGCAAGGCAUCUCUCCCCUAAACAAGGCACGAUCCCAAGCAUUUUCUCUACUAACCCUAACCUAUGUAGUCCAUCGACAUUCACCACAGUGAAUUGCUUGCGAGGAAAUAAUUACCCAUCCACUCAGAGCAUGAUUCCCCAAGAAACUGCUAGCCAUUUAGAGUUUCGACCCAAUCAGGAUGCUGUCUUGGACAACAUUGCUAAGAAUAUCCCUCUCUCUAUGGAUGUUACUGAAACAGACCCCAUAGCAGCAGUAACAUAUAAUGUAACACAUUUUCAUUUACAGAAAUUUUCCAACUGCUCAGUCAAAGACAUGUCAAUGAGCAGUGGUCAAAAUUCCAAACAUGACUCCGUUGCUUCUUUUCCAUGUCAAUAUCAUGAAUUACCACAAAAGAUGACUCUCACACACUUGAACAAAGUACAGUACUCUCAGAGUCCACCAUCAGGAGUCUUCAGGAAGCCUCUUUUGGACUUAGGGGGAGCCCCAACCCCCAUCCGGCCUGAUGGUACCGCCCAAUCAGAGGCAGCUUCAAGUGGGAAUGAAGCAAGUUCUCAGGGUAACUCCAUUAGAGAGCAGGUGGACAAUGCCAGCAAUGGAAGUGAUGAUCUGCCUGUGAGGUUUGGCCCAAGGGGAACAGCUGACGGGUGUUCAGGAGUUGACUAUGCUGGUAUUGUGUGUCAGGUAAACUCAGAUGGUAAAAUUCAGUGCCAUGACUGUGACACAGGAGAAAAUUUUGAACCCCGCUACCUCCCAAGACCCACAUCUUUGUUUGAGCCAUACUCCCUCGAACGGGAACAAGAACGCAGUGCCUCUCAGCCCUCAUCUGCUCCUAGAAAUCAGGGGAUCUCUUUGAACCUUGCGCCUCGAUCGUCUGCAUCAGCUUCAGUCAACAGUAGCCUUCCAGAUCUGGCUUUAAAAUCAGAGGACAGUGUCAUCUCGAUGGACACACAGAGUGACAAAUCAGGCCCUUCAGUUGAUGGCGACGACGGUCAGAAAAUCCCCAAACCAGGAUCUUUAAGCCCUGACCAGCUAACAGCUGAUGGAGAGCAGAAACUCAAGAGAGGUAGAAUAGGUGUGAAACACCAGAAGCUGAAGCACAUCAAGAAGCACCGCUCAGAGAGGCAUUCUCCUAAAGAUGAAGACUUUGAUAUGCUUCCUUACAGUGAGCGUCCUAAUGCCAGAAACUUUGCUCCUUUAGAGAAGAGACGGGCCAUCUCAGCUGAGAACCUCUCCCUGGCUGUCAAGUCACCUGCUUUCAACCAGGAGUCUUACCAGAAGUAUGCCACAGGGCUCAAGAAGGCCAGCCAACAGUCCAAGACCUAUGAAGACUUGGUGAAGUUCUACUCAGAGGUGAAUCGCCACCUUGAGCAAGAUGACAAGGAAAGAGUGGAAACUAUGAAGGAGAAGUACCUGCCCAAACCAGCCCAGUUGGAGAGGUUUUAUAGGACACUUCAGUACUUUCUUGAAUUAGAGAUGGCAAUACAGUAUGGAGAGAAGAUAAUGGACAAAGGAAAGAUAGACGGCUUCUCCUGGCACAAGAACACUGAUGCUGGGCUGAAGAAGAAGGAAAAAGACAUCUUUGAGCUCUAUGACUUUUUUGAGAAGUUGGAGCGUGGUGCCAUUGGAUUGCCGAUCACUGAGCAAAAACUAGAGCAGAUACGGAUGCACACUUACUUGCAGAAAGUCAAGGAAUUGGAAUCCAGGCAGUUACGUGUGGGCCAGUUGUAUGAAUGGUAUGAAAAUAUAGAAUCCUUGGGAAGCGCCACACCCUCCUUGGCCAACAGUCAAGUAGCAUCUCUACCAGAUUUUGAGGACCCUGGAGAAGGUGGUCCAAAUGAGUCAUCAGGUCUCUCACAAAAUAUCAUGUCUGAAGGAGAAAGAAACCGGCAAGUGCCCAAAGUAAACCUUAGUUUGGAGGAGCUUGAGUCACUUAUUCCAAGGGUUCCAAUGGUUGACCUGCCGUUAGAAAGCUUCCCCAGCAAACACAGACCUCUUGGAAGGGCCAGCACUUUGCCCCGUUCGUACAUCAAGAGCAGUGAUCGUGCAUGGUCUCCUGUUGGGAUGCCCUCUGUAGAGCUCAGGAUGGAGGAAAAGCUAAAGCCAGAGGACCAGGUGGACAGUCUCCAAAUGAAAGUGGAGGGGAAACAUGAGACCAUUACCAGACUUGCUCAGCCCUCAUCAGUAGUCUUAGAUGCAGGCAGAAAGACCCCCCCAUUCAUGAUGACUGGCAGACCUUCGCCCGUCUCCCGACGCAGGAGCUUUGACGAGGCCAUUGCAGGCACAGAAGGUCAGGAGGAGCUUGAGGAUCGACUGGACCCAGUCAGUACCAAUGAUAGUUACAGGAAUGAUCCAAUAUUGUGCAGAAAAGGACCAGAGAAUCUGAAUAGUCCAGUUGAUGGUGGUAUUUCUAAAAGCCACCGAGUCUCUCCACCAGUUUCUCCAAGAGAAGAAGUUGUAAGACCUGGAAGCCCUGAUGCAAGUGCCCCUCCAAAGCUUCCAGAACGCUCCAUGUCCACCGGGGUCCUUGGAAUUAGGCGUGUCCUCGGUUCCAUGUACAAUCCAGGGCUUGGAAGGCUCCAGCGCUGGAAUAGGGCAGACCUGUCUCAGAUCGAAGAUGAGGACUCUGAGCCAGACAAGGAAAUCCCAUCCACGCCCGAGUCCAGGUGUAGGGCACCCCCUAUUGGCCAAGUUGGCAAGAUGCAGUCUGAUUCUUCGCUCCCUUCGGUGCCCAGAUUUGCAGGGAAAUCCCUGGACAAGGGUGGCAUGAAGAAAUUCACUCAAAGCCAGAAUGAAGUGGGACAAGGCAGAGGUUGGCGAAACUUCAACACCAGCCCACAGCCAUUUAAACCCCUGUAUCAGAUGAAGUCACCAAUCAAGGAAACAGACCAGGAGUCCAGUGUGGCUUCAUUUGACCUCGAGCCAGUGGAAAGUCUUGUUGGGGAUAAUCAAAUAGAUGACCUUCCAGUAACCUUUGAUCCCUUCAGCCAAGUCCAGAACCAGCCCCGGCUUCAAGCUGCUGUUAAAACACCACAGUCUCAAAUCUCAUCGAGCCAUUGCACAAAGUCUCAAAGCUUGACUGACUCUUCUUCUGAGCUUGACCACAAGUCCAAAAUUCAACUGUUUGAGAAGAAGAUCAUCGAGCAGCGAAGCACAAACUUGCAUCAUGCAGCACCAUCACCACCACCACCUCAAAGGCAAACUUCAAAUGAGCCAGUCAUGGUCAAGGAAGACCAGCAGUCUGACAACUUGCGUGUUAUUCAUGUCAGGAAGUUGAGUGAGGAGAUAAAUGCGCAAAAAUCCAGUGAGGGGCAUGGUGGCUUAGUCAUUGGAAUUUUCAGUAAGCCACAGCCCAAGCAAGAGGCAGAGAUCCCCAACUGGCUGCCCACUCCAUCUCCCCAGCCAGAGCUGUAUAUGCAUCCCAGAGAUAACUACCUGGCCCAGUCCUUGCCCGACAAUUUCCACUUCUCAGCUGGUGGAGAAAAAUCAGGGAUGCCCCCCGCAGGAGUAGUGGAUCAACUAAGGAGUGUCUCUGCCAGUGCUGAUUGCUCUGGUGUUGACUGGGGCAAAAGGCCCCUUUUGAAAUCCCAGAAGCCUGACCAACCUGAGAGAGUGAUCACUAGGUAUGCUUUCUCCACUGAUGAGGUUUAUGAGGAACGAACACCAGUCCCUUCAAGGAACGUCAGUCCCUUGCCUCCUAGUAUCAGCAGGUAUGACAUCGCUGGUGCUCGACAUUGGACAGAUGCGGACAGACCCAGAUUAAUACGGGGUGAUACACAGGCUUUGAAGUCAUCUGCAGAGUUGGUAUCUCCCCGCUCUGAGAGCAAUGAGGAGUACACCCCAGUUGCUUCCAGAAGUAUCAGUCCUUUGCUUCCUGGACUGGCAAGGGACAUCCCUAUCCACAGAAAAGAGGAAGUGUUAGAUGGUGCCAAAAAGGCAGAGAGUGAUGUACAACCUUUCAAGUCUUAUCCCACGAUGGAAUCCACUCAUUGUCACAGUCACCCUCAAACUGAGCAGAGUGCCAGUAGUUUAAGCAGACAGAGGGGCAAAGCUGUUGAGGGUAGCCAACUCCACCAGGACAGCAACAGGGCAUCUGAACUCCAUCUUAAUCUGAAAGAUUUGGACGUUACUGACAGCAAUCCUCCUGAUUCUCCACAGGACACAUUCACCCCGUCCUGUUCGUACUCCCCAAGCCCAACCCCCAGUCAGGAUUACCUUGAUGACGACUCUUCCAUCCGGAAUCGCUGGUAUCUAGCACGUGACACCAGCCAAGGAGUUUCUUCGAGGCUCAGGCAACACAAACCACACAGCCAAUGGCCUGAGCUAGAAUCGGAAAACGUCUUCUACUGGGACACCUACAUCCCAACCAGAUACAUAGGAGAAGAUCAGUCUGGUGUCAUUCCAGAGCAGGGGCCUCCUCCCAACAGAGAAAAUCCAAAUUCCUGUGAUCUUACCCCAACAAAUGAUUGGUCCGAGUCUUACAGCACCCUUCAGGCUCUGUCUCCAGAGCCUCAAAAAUAUGACUCACACUCAUCUCAGCACACUCACUCAAGGCCCAGACUCACAGAUUAUCAAACACAAGCACCUCCUGAACAUCCCAAAAAUAGAUCGGUCCAAAAUUUGAGGCAGAGGGUAGACUCUCCGGCAAAUAUAAAGGCAGUCCAGGCCAAGUCCUAUGCACUUCCCCAGUCUAAGGCCCAUUCAAAGACUCCUCCAAAAUAUCCUCGGGGACACCCUGUGGACGAAUCGCAGAGUCCCCUCCCUUCAAGCGGGUAUCCGAGUCCCAGGGCGCUUAAGGGGGAUGCCUUGGUUCCCCAAAAGUCAUCGACCUUGCCGCAGCAGAGGAAAAGCCCCAGAUUGAAAGAGGAGCCCAUUCGUUCAUCUAGCAGGCCACAGUCUUCAACUUUGCCUCGGGCAAAGACCAAGUCACGAUCCCUCGAAAGUAGCGGCCUGUCCGCUGCCGAACGUCUGGGCAUCAAAAGUCCACCCCCUCAAAGGACUCCCUCGACAGGGUCCAAGCCAAGUCGGCACUCGUCGGGAAGUGACAAGAUCUACAACUAUAGGGACCCACCCCCAACAUUAGACAAGACAAAAGCAGAGAAGCUAAUCGAGGAGGAGAGGAAGAAGAGGGAGCAACUCUUAGCGGAGGAGCAGAGACAGCGACGGCACUCGGACUACACGCCCCUCAAGUCCCCCAUCAUCACCAACGAGAGGUUCCGAGAUCCGGUCAUCAGCGCCAAAGAGGAUGGCCGCAAGCAAGAGGUUCGAGCAUGUGCCAUCGCGCUUUACCCCUUCAAAGCACAGACGCACAAGGAAUUGAGUUUCGGGAAGGGAGACAUCAUCUAUCUCCUGCGGAAGAUUGACAAGAACUGGUUCGAGGGGGAACACCACGGCCAUGCAGGGAUCUUUCCGUCCAGCUAUGUGGAGGUUGUCACCUCCCUUGAAGAUGCCAAGAGGGCUCAGAUCCACGGACCAGGUUUGGAGGGCAAGGCUAGGGCCAAGUACAGGUUUAACGGUGAGACACAGAUGGAACUCAGCUUCAACAAGGGAGAGUACAUAGUGCUCAUCAAGAAGGUUGAUGCCAACUGGUGGGAGGGGUACAUUGGAGACAGAAAAGGAAUCUUCCCUGCCGCUUACGUGGAAGUGCUCCGAGAACCUACAGGUGUCACAAGUUCCCCGUCUGGGAAAAGUCAAGCAACAACGAGUCACACACCUUAUCAACCCUCCAGCCAGCAAAUGACACAGUCCAGUCCCAAGCAUCAGCAGAGACUGCAGGCCGCACCAAGCAGCCAAGCGGGGAGGUCGUCUUUGGGAUCAUCUGGUAGUCAAGGCUCGUACGGUAGUAGCCAGAGGGAGCCUGAGCGAUACUUUGAAGAGCAUGCUCCUAAGCCUAGUAGGACACUUGCAGCCGCUCAAGAUCUCUAUGUGGCCUCGUUUGCCUACAUGCCGCAGAACGAGGAUGAGAUUGAGCUGCAGGAAGGAGACUUGGUGAACGUCCUUGAGAAAUGCGAUGACGGUUGGUUUGUCGGAAUGUCAGAGAGAACUGGAAUGUUUGGCACCUUCCCCGGAAACUACGUCUACAAACAGGAAACAUGAAAAACUGAAGCCUCAACCUAUCUUUCACUCUUGAAAGAAAUCAUCUAGUGUUUUGACCUGUAACAAAACUGCCAGAGCUUUCCCAGAGGAAUCCCCGAGGUAAACAUGCGUCAAGGUUAUCCUGAAGGUCAGAGGCCAGAGGUCAUGCCAGUUGUAUCUUGUCUCUGCUCAGCAGGCCUGGGAUAAUGAAAGGCCCUCACUCUGUUGCAUUUUUAGAAGAUGAAGAAGGUGCAAUUUCAGCUGCACUCCCAUGAUGCCCACUUCUUGGAUGUGCUGAGAUACCAUCCCUAACUUGUUCAUGCGUAUGUAACCCAAUACAAUAAUGAUAAAGCAGGCAUGUUUCUUUGAGAUGUUCUGUACAUAAUUGUAGCUUUGAGGCCCACUAAUUUGUUGUUUUUUUUGCCCCAAGCAUGAUUUCUGGAUUUAAUAGGUACAAACUGUAAAGUGCCUUACCUAAGUGCAUGUGUGUGCUACUUUGAACGAUAGAGAAAGGUAUUGCCAAAAUAUUACAAGAAGUCUACAGGUAAAUUGAAGUCAUUAAUUCAGUAGUGCUUAUUGUUGUUCAAGCUCAGUGUGUCAAUUCUUGCUUAGAAACAAAUUCAUAGUGAACAAAAUGCCUUCAAACAGUGCAUAUGAUGUGGCACCUCACGUAUUUAAUGUAAAUAAGAUUGAGCUAAAUAGUUUGACAAGAAUAGAUUAAAGUAUGUAUUUUCACCAGUUAGUGUAUUCACAGGGAUGAAAUAUAUAUGAAUUUAUUAAACUACUAAUUGAUAUCAAAUGAUGGGUACUAAAAAAGUAAACAAAAAUUGACACAUGAAACUAAAACUUCUGUGCUGCCAUAAGUUAAAAUUUGUGUGUAUUUAAAUGAUUUUGUAAGAAGCAUAUUCAAAGUGCAGCAUUGCUUUGAAAAUGACCAGGUAAUUCAUUUAGAAUAAACACCGAAAGAAAUAUGGUUUCGUGUGAUGCCCUUUGUUUAUGUUUCUAGAGUAAGAUGAUCAGUUUGAUAUCUGGAGGGGGAAUGCUCUUCCCCCAGCCUAUACAUAAAUCCAAUAGAAGUUGUGUAGGGUGGAGGAAAACGUAAACCCUUACUGGAAAUAGAUAAAGUGUGGUCCGAUCAAACAAGAGUUUGUGAUAAGCCACCAAAGGUGGUAUUGAGCUGCUACUUUGGUAAAUUGAACAGACCGUGUUUGCCGAUUUAGAUACCUGGGGCUGACUGUUUUUUAACUUUGAGCAUAGAAGUUUGCUUAGUACAAGACUACCAGCAAAAUGUCACUUGGCCUUACUCUUAAACCAGCCUUCUUAACUUCAAAGCUUGGUAAUACCCUUAUAAAUUUCUGAAAACUUUAUAUAAGUGGGAAUGGAAUUAUGUAACAGGGCAAACCUUUGUAACCGUCCUUGUUCUCAAAAGAGUGAUAAAAAGUCAUGUUAGUGUUUUUCCCAAAUGACAAAAAAGGUUCAAAGCGAGGCCGGGUGCACCUGUCAUUUCAACACAAUAGUCAGGCACCUUCCCAUUUCAGAGUGUUCGGGGAGCAUGAUCCAAAUUGGCUGUCUUGUGAAUAAAGCUCAUUUGCUUGCCACACGUUCUUGGAUUUUUUGUGGUAAGUGCAUAAUCAAAGCACAAUUUUUGGUUUAAAAUCUUCCCCAUUAAAUUUGCCCCUGAUGACAGAUGUACUCCCAAAUGCUUACACGAUGGUAAACAUUUGGAAACCCAGACUGUCAGCAAGACUCAGUUUUACUAGAUCAGUGUUACAAGUUUCUUAGUGAUUCACAAGAAGCCAGAUGCACAGCUAUCCCGAUGAAUGUUUAUUUAUCCAGAUGACUCGGAGACUUGUGCUAUGAAGCUGUCAAGCUCACUGUCAUAUUGCCUGAAAUUUAUUCAGUAACCCCCCCCCAUUAUGUUUGCUUUGGAUUGCUUGCAACAACUUUCAGCCUGCUGUGUUGUCCUUAAAUUUUCUGUCGACAAUUCAAAAUAUACUUGGCUGUUGUCAGGACUUCUUACUGUUUGAUCAUUUUGAAUGUCAUGGUUGUGCAAGUAGAUGGGACGCAAUAUGGGUGGUGCAUUACGGUACAUGGUGUAGCAAUGAGCAUUGUGGAAUCGAUGGCUGUGGUGUCACUCUGAAGUGGGUCAUUACAAAAUAGAGCUUUUUCUCCCACUUCAGUUGUGUGGUCUCAAACUGAAGGUUUUGUAUGUCUUUGAAAAGUUACUGCCCACUAUCAUGUGUACAUCUUUUAGAAAUGUCAAAAAUCUCAUUCGUCGAGUCAAUUUAUCCAAACACAGACGGCAGUUGUGAUAAACGAACAUAUCCCGAAUUUUAGUAAGUAGAUUUAUGUUUAUCAUGCCCUACAUUUGUACCUUUAACUUAAUAAGGGAAAACAAUAUUGUGAUGAAUAAUGUUUACAGCGUCUCUAUUGAAGUUAAACAUAUAGAGCUGAUGACUGAUUUGUAUCGCUAUUUCUAAAGAUAGAUUACAGCCUAGCCAUGAGGUUUUCAGACGGCUUGAAGAAUUGAUACAUUACCUCGACAGUGCAAGUUUCAGCUGGAAAAUAAUAAAGGCGCUAAUGUUAAGGACAGAUUGUUGGAGAUGCAUUGCGUUCGAUAGACUGUGUAAAGUUUUUGCUGCCAUAUGUUCUAGUAUGCUGUUUGUAUCAUUUUGUUUCCUUUUUUGUUGUUGGCAGGAUCAUGUUAUCCAUUUCUUUUUAAGCAAAUGAAAACCUGUGUACAUAUUUAUGUGUAAUAUUUGUUAGGGCUGUAGAUUAAAAGUAAGUUGUGGGAUUGAGUUGUGUCAAUAGGUUUUUUUUUAUUGAGUCCAAACGUUCUUGAUGAAUAUUUUGUGCUAGUAUUUUUGUGGCAAUUUAUCUGGAAGAAAUGCCGUAAUUCACUAAAUAAGUAUUCAACUGAGAGUAUUGUUUAAAUAUUCUUGGAACUUAGAAUAUAGCGAAUCAAAUUUGAUAUUAAACACCAUCAAUUUGAAAUUUGGUAUUGAAGCUUUAAUUACUCUAGUACAAAACAGAAUUUAAGAAAUGAUAGAUUACUACAUUUGCAAAAUAGCUUCAGAACCGUGUUAUCUUAUUAGAAACUAUGUGUUGUCGAAAACGAAACCGUUCUCCCCGGAAAAGGUUUCAUUCUCCGUUUUUAAAGGGAUUUAAUAUAAACUGUGAUGUGUAACAUUAUAACAUACCUGCACUUAGUAGGAAAUAAAAUAAGCUUCACCCAUGCACUUACGCUUUUCACCCAAUGAAAAUGUGAUGGUUUAUUGCGUGUAAAACGUAGGUUUGUGUUAUAGAAGUGUGCAGAUUCUAAAGUUUUCGAUUUUGUCAGAGAAAGUUUAUUUGUUGUGUAUGUUUGAAUAUUAAUUAAUUGCUAUUGCAGCUUGCAGUUCGAAGCUAAUAUACAGCUAGUCAUAUUUAUUAGUCUUUACGUAUGUUUCGGCCUUAGCGAAAUUGGCUAUUAGUAAUACAUAUUUCAGGUAAUGCCGAUAAUGUUCCUCAUGCUAUGGAGAUGAAAACAAACUAGAUUUCCGUAUAGUGUUGGGUACAUACUAGAGGAGUUCUCUGUUGGUUGAUAUGAAAUCAGCUGUUUUGAAAUAUUGAAAUUUAUAACACAUUUUGUACAGUACGUUUCCAAAAGGUGUUGAAUUAUUCAUGAGCUAUCGAGUAUUCAUGAGUUUAUUAUAAAAGUCGUUAAUCAUUAUUUUAAUGCAUGAUAUAGUAAGCAUUUCACAUGCCUCAAAAAGUAGGAAAGCUAUUUGAAGUAGCAUAUUCAUAAUUUAGUGGCGGAUCUGAACUGUAACAUUUUUGUAUUUCCACUAAGGCUACCAGGGUACGGUGAUAAUUAGUUUACUAACGUCCAUUAUGACAGAGAUAAAUUUGUACCUUUUUCUGUUGCGUAUUCUGCGUAAAAACUUUAGUGAUUAGAAUCGUCCCUUUUCCCCCCAAAUCCAUAAAAUUGACUUCGGAAGUUCUUAAUAAAGCGAUACCGGUAGCUUUUUUAUAGGAAUUUUGCCAACAGCCCAAACCACGUUUGAUUUCACCACGCCUCAAUUUAUAAUGCACCUAGUACAUUUUUGAUGUUAAGUGCAUCUUUUUUCACAGCGCUUGUAUGUUGUAUGCGUCAAAAAUAUUAAUUAAUAUCGUUCUGUGCGUAUUUGCAAAGUAGCCAGCUUAUGAGCAUAUCCGUUGUAGAAACAAGCAGGAAAAGACGACAAAAAUAUUUAACAUGCAAGGCAUUCAUUGCUUUAAGUUGGACUAGAUUCAGUUUAUAUCAUCAGCAAAGGCGUACUAAUCAUCGAUGUUAGGUUUAAUGCCUGCGACUUUGAGUUUAUUCGGAAUGUUAAGAUUUCUGUCAUUAGUAACUUUGGUCUGGGCAGAGACACCAUACCGAUAUAGCGAACUGCAUUAAAGAUUGGAAACAACACUGACA